AUGGAAAGAGAUGAAGAUGAUGAUAUUCCAACACCAAAUACAAGCCGUUCAAAUAGUAUUAAUGAGGAUGAAGAAAAACCAUCUUUACCUCCUACGUCACUUCCAGCUGAAGAAACAAUUCAAUCUGAAUCUUCUCCUACAAAAGAUGCAUCUAGUAAUGUUGCUGAGCAAAUGAAAACAACAAUAGCUGCAAAACGAGCGACAUUCGCAUCAAGUUCUUCUUCUUCAUCAGAAUCUGACCCCGACUUUGUUGAUGUGACUAAAAAUGAUUUUACUCAAGAUGGUUCAGCAUCAACUAAUGCCGUAAGUUUCGCUAACUGGCUGAUGCGCUCAAGUGAUUGCUUUAUGUAA
Molecule: messenger RNA, 351 nt
Organism: Rotaria sp. Silwood2
Lineage: Eukaryota; Metazoa; Rotifera; Eurotatoria; Philodinida; Philodinidae
Source: the annotation of a GenBank genome assembly